Manis javanica (Malayan pangolin) is the source of this 565-nucleotide messenger RNA. Lineage: Eukaryota; Metazoa; Chordata; Mammalia; Pholidota; Manidae. The record is from RefSeq and is a predicted model, not a curated record.
CGCGGUGCACCACCGAUGCGGUGCACCACCGGCGCGCCGCUCCGGCCAGCAUGGAGGAGCGCGGCGAUUCCGAGCCCACUGCCGGCUGCAGUGGCCUGGGCCCGGGCGGCGUCAGCAGCGGCGGCGGCGCCCACUCAUGGGCCCCCGAGGACGCCUGGAUGGGCACCCACCCUAAGUAUUUAGAAAUGAUGGAAUUAGAUGUAGGAGAUGCCACCCAAGUUUAUAUAGCAUUCUUGGUUUACCUGGAUCUCAUAGAGAGUAAAAGUUGGCAUGAAGUAAACUGCGUGGGCUUACCAGACCUCCAGCUCAUCUGCCUUGUUGGUACUGAGAUAGAAGGAGAAGGGUUACAGACUGUGGUGCCUGCACCCGUCAGUGCUUCCCUCAGCCAUAACAGCAUAAGGGAGAUCCUGAAAGCAUCUCAAAAAUUGCAAGGUGAUCCAGACUUGCCAAUGUCUUUUACUCUGGCCAUAGUGGAGUCCGAUUCUACAAUAGUCUACUAUAAGCUUACUGAUGGAUUCAUGCUGCCGGACCCUCAGGUCAGUUUUGAGGCAACUAUCAGUAAACA